GACAUCACAGGCUAAGUCCAGGUCUGUCCUAUAUCCUGGUUGUUAGGGUAAGGUGGAGACAAAACAACCAAAGACAGACUGACUGACUGACCGGGAUAUACAGAGAGAACCCUUGUGCUUUUACUGACCACUGAUUGACCAUUGGCUAGUGGCUACUCUCUUCACAGAGAGGAUACAGUUCUCUGGUCCUGGAAUUGUAGGCGAACUCAUGGAAAACAGAAAGGAAAACGCUGCACACUGUUGCUCAUUCUCCCAGAAUAUUUCGUGGGCUAUCAGCGGAACAGAGUGUGAGCUCCAGAAACCAAACAUGACUGAAAAUGGACUUGGGAACCGGGUGCUUAACAUGGACACCAUGAACCCGAAUGUAAAGCGGGUUGAGUAUGCUGUCCGUGGUCCAAUCGUGCAACGCGCAUUGCAGAUUGAAAAGGAGCUCAAAGAGGGGGUUGAGAAGCCUUUUACAGAGGUCAUCAAGGCCAACAUUGGUGAUGCGCAUGCUAUGGGCCAGAAACCAAUCACAUUUCUCCGACAGGUUGUAGCGCUCUGCGUCUAUCCAGAUCUCCUAGAAGACGACAAGUUUCCAGAGGACGCUAAAAGUAGAGCACGGCGCAUCCUUCAGGCCUGUGGAGGGGGAAGUAUAGGUGCAUACAGUGCUAGUCCAGGCAUUGAGAUCAUACGACAGGAUGUGGCUAAAUAUAUUGAGAAGCGGGACGGUGGCAUCCCCAGUGACCCCGACAGCAUCUACCUCUCCACCGGGGCCAGUGAUGCCAUAGUGACCAUGCUAAAGUUGUUGACGUCAGGCGAGGGGAAGAACCGUACAGGGGUGAUGAUCUCCAUCCCUCAGUACCCCCUCUACUCUGCUGCUCUGGCUGAGCUGGCGGCUGUCCAGAUCAGCUACUACCUGGACGAGGACAAGUGCUGGAGCCUGGACGUCAAUGAGCUGAGGAGGGCUGUGAAGGCAGCCAGGGAGCACUGUAACCCCCGCGCCCUCUGCAUUAUCAACCCUGGCAACCCCACAGGUCAGGUCCAGAGCAGGCAGUGCAUUGAAGAUGUGAUCCGAUUCGCUGCUGAGGAGCACCUUUUCCUGAUGGCUGAUGAGGUGUACCAGGAUAAUGUGUAUGCGGAGGGUUGCCAGUUCCACUCCUUUAAGAAGGUUCUGUUUGAGAUGGGACCAGAGUACUCCAGUGUUGUGGAGCUGGUCUCUUUCCACUCCACCUCCAAAUGCUUCAUGGGAGAGUGUGGUUUCAGAGGAGGGUACAUGGAGGUGGUUAACAUGGACCCUGAGGUGAAGUUGCAGCUGACUAAACUGGUGUCUGUGCGGCUGUGCCCCCCCAUCCCUGGGCAGGCCCUACUGGACCUGGUGGUCAAUCCCCCUCAGCCUGACGAGCCUUCCUAUGCCACCUUCAUCAAGGAGCGUACUGCCAACCUGGAUAUCCUGGCUGAGAAGGCCAAGAUGACAGAGCAGGUCCUCAACACGGUCCCAGGGAUCCACUGUAACCCUGUCCAGGGAGCCAUGUACACCUUCCCCCGCCUCUCACUGCCAGAGAAAGCCAUCAACGCGGCAAAGGAGAAAGGCCAGGCUCCAGACAUGUUCUACUGUAUGAAGCUGCUGGAGGAGACUGGUAUAUGCCUGGUUCCAGGUAGUGGCUUCGGGCAGAGAGAUGGAACCUACCAUUUCAGGAUGACCAUCUUACCUGCAACUGAAAAGCUGAAGGUUGUAUUGGAAAAGAUCAGGGAGUUUCAUAAGCGGUUUACAGAGGAGUUCUCAUAACCCCACUCCUCUUCCCAGUCUGGUCUGUAACAAAACCCCACCCCUCUUCCCAGUCUGGUCUGUAACAAAACCCCACCCCUCUUCCCAGUCUGGUCUGUAACAAAACCCCACUCCUCUUCCCAGUCCGGUCUGUAACAAAACCCUACUCCUCUUCCCAGUCUGGUUUGUAACAAAACCCCACCCCUCUUCCCAGUCUGGUCUGUAACAAAACCCCACCCCUCUUCCCAGUCCGGUCUUUAACAAAACCCCACCCCUCUUCCCAGUCUGGUCCGGUCUGUAACAAAACCCCACUCCUCUUCCCAGUCUGGUCUUUAACAAAACCCCACCCCUCUUCCCAGUCUGGUCUGUAACAAAACCACACCCCUCUUCCCAGUCUGGUCUGUAACAAAACCCCACCCCUCUUCCCAGUCUGGUCCGGUCUGUAACAAAACCCCACUCCUCUUCCCAGUCUGGUCUUUAACAAAACCCCACCCCUCUUCCCAGUCUGGUCUUUAACAAAACCCCAGUCCCUCUUCCCAGUCCGGUCCUGUCUGUAACAAAACCUCACCCCUCUUCCCAGUCCGGUCUUUAACAAAACCCCACCCCUCUUCCCAGUCUGGUCCGGUCUGUAACAAAACCUCACCCCUCUUCCCAGUCCGGUCUUUAACAAAACCCCACCCCUCUUCCCAGUCUGGUCUGUAACAAAACCUCACCCCUCUUCCCAGUCCGGUCUUUAACAAAACCCCACCCCUCUUCCCAGUCUGGUCUUUAACAAAACCUCACCCCUCUUCCCAGUCCGGUCUUUAACAAAACCCCACCCCUCUUCCCAGUCUGGUCUUUAACAAAACCCCACCCCUCUUCCCAGUCUGGUCUUUAAUAAAACCCCACUCCUCUUCCCAGUCUGGUCUUAAACAAAACCUCACCCCUCUUCCCAGUCCGGUCCUGUCUGUAACAAAACCUCACCCCUCUUCCCAGUCCGGUCUUUAACAAAACCCCACCCCUCUUCCCAGUCUGGUCUUUAACAAAACCCCACUCCUCUUCCCAGUCUGGUCUUUAAUAAAACCCCACUCCUCUUCCCAGUCUGGUCUGUAACAAAACCCCAGUCCCUCUUCCCAGUCCGGUCUGUAACAAAACCCCACUCCUCUUCCCAGUCUGGUCUGUAACAAAACCCCAGUCCCUCUUCCCAGUCUGGUCUGUAACAAAACCCCAGUCCCUCUUCCCAGUCUGGUCUGUAACAAAACCCCACUCCUCUUCCCAGUCUGGUCUGUAACAAAACCCCACCCCUCCUCCCAGUCUGGUCUGUAACAAAACCCCACCCCUCUUCCCAGUCCGGUCUGUAACAAAACCCUACUCCUCUUCCCAGUCCGGUCCGGUCUGUAACAAAACCCCACUCCUCUUCCCAGUCCGGUCCGGUCUGUAACAAAACCCCACUCCUCUUCCCAGUCCGGUCUGUAACAAAACCCUACUCCUCUUCCCAGUCCGGUCUGUAACAAAACCCCACCCCUCUUCCCAGUCCGGUCCGGUCUGUAACAAAACCCCACCCCUCUUCCCAGUCUGGUCUUAAACAAAACCCCACCCCUCUUCCCAGUCCGGUCCGGUCUGUAACAAAACCCCACCCCUCUUCCCAGUCCUGUCCAGUCUGUAACAAAACCCCACCCCUCUUCCCAGUCCGGUCUGUAACAAAACCCCACCCUUCCUCCUCAGAAACUGGUUGGAGAGAUGGUGGAAAUAUCUAACUGAAAGAGUGCCAGUGUGUUACCAACACACCCCCUGUUCGAGACUCUCCCCUCUAGUGUCCUAGACUUGACAUUAAAAGAGGAGCAAUGUGUUAAGAAACUGCACUUUUUAGCAUGGUACCUGGCAUACUGUUCUGUUUCAGCUAAUUGUUUAAAUUGUGUGUCAGACAGCAUCUGCACAGUGUACAUAUGUGAUAAUGUUUUAGUCAUUUUCAGUUCAUGACUAUAACUGAUUGUGUCAGUUGAGGGUUUUACUUGUUUUGCCUAUCUAGUUUUACUGGUUAUACAGCUACAUUAUGAUCAAUCGUACUAUUAUCAGUAAAUAGUUGGCAGAGGUGUGCUUUUAUUGCAUGCCAGAGGGAGUGCAAUGGCUGUUGCGUUGAAAAGGAUACUAUGAACUACUGUGUGUACAAUGAACAGUCUGAAUGUAGUUACAGUAUUUAAUAACCAUGUUGAUUUUUAUCUUGAAUUGUAAAAAUAUAAAUGAAAGUGUAAUUUCUAUGU
Messenger RNA from Oncorhynchus mykiss (rainbow trout), 3987 nucleotides. Its product is annotated as alanine aminotransferase 2-like. NCBI's taxonomy places the organism in Eukaryota, Metazoa, Chordata, Actinopteri, Salmoniformes, Salmonidae. Gene Ontology annotation, molecular function: pyridoxal phosphate binding; transaminase activity. The record is from RefSeq and is a predicted model, not a curated record. Gene Ontology annotation, biological process: biosynthetic process.